GUACGUAUUUCUUUUGCUCGCUCUUUGUUCUAUAACGAGCGGAAGCAACACGCAAAUUACUUCUUCCUUUGUUGUCGUUGUUGACUGACGGAGCGAGUGCAGCAGUCCGCUUUUAAUACUCAGCUGCCGUGCAACAACCUCAUCAACCUGUGUCUGUUGAGUGAUAUCUCAAAACACAUUCGCUGUCGGAAGAAUGGGUGUUGAGCUUCGAGAAGGCUUCCCCGACGCUGGCGGUGACGUCUGCAGCACCUUCUUCAGCUCUGUUGACCUGUCUGACAAACUCUGGGGCAGCAUCGAGCGCCUGGCGCACGCCGAUGAUGUGACCUUCUGGACGGUGUUGGCUAACCACGAGAAGCUCCCUGUUGUGUUUCUCAGCGUCGUGACAGCAGUCGAUCACGCCCACAGCUCUCACUCCAAGGCACAGCGACGCGCUGUAUCGGCGGAGAGUGAGCGUGAUGUGAUUGAAAUGGUGAUGCGCAUCGCCACCGCGACGGAGCCGUGUGCGCGCCGCGGAGUUGAUCCGGCGAGUUUGGCGAUGCGGCUGAGCACGCUGCUGCCGUGGAAAGUGCUCCUCCCAGUCUCCCUCAUGCUGCUGCGCCACAGCGGCGCGGCGGCCUCCGUGACCGUCUCCUCCCUCGUCAUGCUGAAUCCUGGUUACCUGUGUACGUUGAACUCGUACAUGCCAACGUGGUGGGAUAGCGUGAACCGCCUUGCCGUGCGGUGCACCCAUGAGCUGCAGCGCGGCCGCUACCAGCGCCUCCCUGGCGAUAUAUUGGCCAUUUUCGAGCAGGUGUACCGCCUGACGAAGCAGUUGUGGGCGGUGCUGCAGUGCGCGCCGUUCCUGUCCGACUACCUUUCUCUUCCCCGUACGCUGCGGUCCUUGCGGAUUGUCGUCGACGUCCUGUCCCCCAUUCUCCAGCACUUCAUCAUCGUGUGCGACGAGCUGUCAACGCGUCGCGCCAUUUUAAGCCGAGCCAACUCCGUCAUCGUCAACGCGGCCCUCAACACCUCCUCCGUGCUGCUCCUCUACCACAUGUACACCACGCAAGGUCCGCAGAAGCACCAUCACGAGAGCUUCUGUGCGCCGCAGGUGGUCAAUGCCACCUACAAUCGUUUGCGCGAGCAUCUCCAGCAGUACGCGCAGGGGUACACGCAGUACUUCUUGCAGGUGACGCAGAACCAGUCCUUUGUUGGGUACAUUCAUUACCUGUGCCCACCAGCGCGUGCCGGCGACGCGUCAGGCGACCACGCAUUGGGACAGGUGCUGCUGUCGCUGACGCAGGAGAUGGCGGACAGCAACGACUUCGCCAGCGCAGCGUGCGGUACUCGCCCGCGCUUCUUCGAGCUGGUCCUACUGGACGUCGUGCGGCAGGGCGUGCACAUCGACGACCUGCUCGCGCGCCACUUUGUGACUCCGGCAGAAGCGUCGAAACUCGGGGCCUCGGAGGACGCUGUCACACGCGCUUUGGCUGGUCUGCCUUCCUUGGAGGUGGCAGCUGCGUCGUCCGCGCCGCACACGCCGGUACCAGAGGCGGCCGGUACAACUGCUGCAUCACCAGCAGCUGCUGCCCCAUCACCUGAAAAGGUCGACGACCCGUUAGUGGCGAUGGUCAUGGACGUCUUUCCCCAGUACUCUCCCGCUGGUAUUCGCGCCGCGUUAAACUUUUACUCCAACGACGUGGAGCAGCUCAUAAUGGACGCGAGCAUGGAGAACUUGCCGCCGCACUUGGUGGGUCCGCUGACGGCUACCGGAUCUUCCGAUGCGGAGGUCGCCGCCGCCUUGGCUGCGGAGGACGAGCGGGUCGGCUCUGGUUCUCCAGAAGCGGCGACGGCGGAUGUGAGCGCUGCGGGCAGCGCCGCGGCCGCCCACCUUCGAGCGAACGACUACGACGACGCCUUCCAGCCGGAGACGCUCUACCGCCUGCUCGGUCGCGAUCUUUACGAGCUCGUCACCGACUCGGACGCGGACGACGCUGUCACGGACGCGACGUCUCGCGGCGUGAUCGCUGGCAACGACAUCGACGAUGACGUGGGCUACCAAACCACGCUGCACGACCAGCGCACGUACGUGUCGGACGCCUUUGACGUCGACGAGGACAUGAAAGCGAAGAUUCGAAUGCUGAACGAGGUGAUGUACGAGGAUGAACUCGAUGACGGGCAGCAGGACGUGCACCUGGCGGGCGGCGACAUCGUCGACGACGCGUCUGACGGUGACGACGUCAACAGCGGUGGUGGUGGUCGCAAUCGUGGACGUGGCCGGCGGGGCGGUGGGGCGGGUGCCGCGGAAAAGCCGGAUAGCCCAGCUCCAGCAGCGCACGCCGGCCCAUCCCCCUCGUCAUCGCCCGCACCGGCCCCCGCAACCGGCGCUGCCGCACCGCCGCAGCGCACAUCGCACGAUGAGUACCACGACAAGCGCUAUCACGAGCAGCGUGCCAAGGAUCGCGUGACGCGCACGAAGCAGAAACAGGCGGAGCGGAAUGAGCGGGUGCCGGCUUACGCGAACAAGAAGAAGACGUCCAAGUCGAAGGUGAGCGGGACGAAGACGAGCUUGCAACGGGCAGUCCGGAAAGGCACGUACGAUCCUGAUGCGUAG
Molecule: messenger RNA, 2593 nt
Organism: Leptomonas pyrrhocoris
Lineage: Eukaryota; Euglenozoa; Kinetoplastea; Trypanosomatida; Trypanosomatidae
Exons: 1
Coding region: 194-2593 (799 amino acids)
Molecular function (GO): ubiquitin binding
Source: RefSeq, a predicted model, not a curated record